Messenger RNA from Pochonia chlamydosporia 170, 867 nucleotides. Its product is annotated as ubiquinone biosynthesis protein coq-4. The transcript has 2 exons. Gene Ontology annotation, cellular component: mitochondrion; mitochondrial inner membrane. Bases 1 to 867 code for a protein of 288 amino acids. Gene Ontology annotation, biological process: ubiquinone biosynthetic process. The record is from RefSeq and is a predicted model, not a curated record. Lineage: Eukaryota; Fungi; Ascomycota; Sordariomycetes; Hypocreales; Clavicipitaceae.
AUGGACUUAGCCUUACGCCGGACGCACCCGUCUUCUACAGCUCGGCAUGCUGUUCGCGCCAUCAUCUGCGCAAGCUGUGCACAAUCCUCCUCCAGACAAUUCUCAGCAUUGAACAGACCACCACCCAACUAUCCCGGCCACGUCCCUCUCACCAAGCUCGAACGAUUCGGAAUGGCAAUUGGAUCAAGCGCCAUGGCAUUGAUCAAUCCCUACCGCGCAGACCUCAUCGCACAAGUUGGCGAAUCCACCGCAACGCCCUACUUCAUCUACCGCCUCCGCGACGCCAUGCUCGCCGACCCAACUGGCCGCCGUAUCCUCCGCCUCCGCCCCCGAAUCACAUCCAAAACUCUCUCCAUGACCCAUCUCCGGUCCCUCCCUGAAAACACAGUCGGCCGCGCCUACGUUGGCUGGCUUGACCGCGAGGGCGUCUCCCCAGAUACCCGCUCCGAGACUCGCUACAUUGACGACGAGGAGUGCGCGUACGUCAUGCAGCGGUACCGCGAGUGCCACGACUUCUUCCACGCUAUAACAGGUUUACCUAUUGUUCGGGAGGGCGAGGUUGCUCUAAAGGCGUUUGAGUGGGCGAACACAUUACUGCCCAUGCCGGGACUGAGCAUGUUUGCCGCGGCGACGAUGAAGCCACAGGAACGACAGCGGUUUUGGAGUAUUUAUCUGCCUUGGGCGCUGCGGAAUGGGUCUAGGAGUAAGGAGGUGAUUAAUGUGUUUUGGGAGGAGCAGCUGGACAGAGAUGUGGGCGACUUGAGGAGGGAAUUGGGCAUUGAGCAGCCUCCUGACCUGAGGGCCAUACGGAAAGCAGCAAAGGCCGAGAAGAAGAGGCUGGAAGAAAUCAAGUCCAAAGGAAUUUGA